GCCAAGUAAAAGACAGAGGAACUAAGCAAUUGCAUAAUCCAAUUGCUAAAGAGCUAUUGCCCUUUAAAUCAGUUAGGUAGAGCUUUUCAGAACCACUAUCAGAUAAAGGAGGCAUAUUGAAGUAUAUUGGCGCUGGCUUCUGGUUUCCCUCCACUCUCUUCCCUCUCUUUGUCCCUUUGGUUUUCAUCUCUUCGGAAAGGUCGCUGAGAUGGUUGAUCUGGCAGCCCAGGACAGUUGGGUUUGCCUUUUCCUAGCUGAGGCUGGUGGGUGGAGCAUAGAACACAGAGCCGGUAGCCCAAAAUACAAGUUUCUGAAAUGAGUUAGGAGAUUGGGAGAGAAACAGUGGGAACCGAGGGGAGGAAAAACAGCAAGGAACAACUCUUUCCACCAAGGGAGCAGCCUCAGUAGAAGGAAAGCUGUGGUGGGGUGGACGACCAGAAGAAGAGGCGGUCAGAUAGAUACGGUUGGACAAACAGCCGGCAAGGAAGAAGGCGAGUGCAGUAUGACAUUGAAGCCUCUGGAUUCAUCAGUCUGUUGGUGUCUCUGAAUUUCCAGUUAACAAGUUAGAAGAUCACAAGCACAGCCAAGGAGGAGGGCACUCAGUAGCCUCAAAAUUUGCCCAGAGGAUGUUCUGCACCAAGCUGAAAGAUCUUAAGAUUACUGGAGAGUGUCCUUUCUCUUUACUGACUCAAGGCCAUGUCUCAGAAGAACAUGAAGAGGAAGGUGCAGACAGAGCUGAUGGUUGUAAGGCAGCCCUACCUGUCUGCAAGGAAGUUACUGAGAAAGAUGUCCGUGCAAUCUUCUCAAGAAAGACCAGCCGAAGCCGAGUGUAUCUGCACACUUUAGCAGAGAGCAUUUGCAAACUGAUCUUCCCUGAGUAUGAAAGGCUGUAUCUUGCACUUCAGCGAACAUUGACAAAGCAUAAAAUACAAGAGAAGAGGAAAUCUUUGGAAAAAGAGGAUUUUGAAAAAUUCAUUAUUGAUCAAGCAAAUGCAGCAGGUGUUCCAGAAGAUAUUAUCAAAGAAUCUCUGGGUGAAGAACUCUUCAGAAUAUGCUAUGAGGAAGAUGAGCACAUCCUAGGUGUGGUUGGAGGGACUCUCAAGGAUUUCUUGAACAGUUUCAGCACCCUUCUGAAGCAAAGCAGCCAUUGCCAAGGAGCUGAAAAGAAGGCUCGACUUGAGGAGGUCUCCAUACUCUGCUUGGAGAAAGACCCUGAUGUCUUAAAUGUUUACUAUUUCUUCCCUAAGAAGACAACUACUUUAAUUCUUCCAGGCAUCAUUAAGGCUGCUGCUCAUGUACUAUAUGAAACUGAAGUGGAUGUGACCCUGGUGCCUCCCUGCUUCCGUAAUGAUUGUAAUGAGUUUGUGAAUCAGCCCUACUUGUUAUAUUCUGUCCAAGUGAAAAGCAGCAAACCUUCACUAUCUCCUUGCAAACCUCAGUCCUCCUUGGUGAUUCCAACCUCUCUCUUCUGUAAAACUUUUCCUUUUCAUUUCAUGUUUGACAAAGACAUGGCCAUUCUACAGUUUGGCAAUGGCAUCCGGAGGCUGCUGAACAGGAGGGACAUUCAAGGAAAACCUAACUUUGAAGAAUAUUUUGAAAUCCUUACCCCCAAAAUCAACUACACAUUUAGUGGUAUCAUGACCAUGUUGAACAUGCAAUUUGUCAUAAGAGUGAGAAGAGGAGACAACUCUAUCAAGAAAUCUUCAGGGGUUAUGGAUCUCAAAGGUCAAAUGAUUUACAUCAUUGAAUCUAGCGCCAUCUUGUUCUUGGGGUCACCCUGUGUGGAUCGGUUAGAGGAUUUUACAGGCCGUGGGCUCUACCUCUCAGAUAUCCCAAUCCAUAAUGCCCUGAGGGAUGUGGUCCUGAUAGGGGAACAAGCUCGAGCCCAAGAUGGGCUGAAGAAGAGGUUAGGCAAACUCAAAGCCACUCUGGAGCAAGCACACCAAGCCCUUGAGGAGGAAAAGAAGAAGACAGUUGAUCUCUUGUGUUCCAUCUUUCCAGGUGAAGUUGCUCAGCAACUGUGGCAGGGACAGGUUGUACAAGCCAAGAAAUUCACCCAUGUCACCAUGCUUUUCUCUGACAUUGUUGGAUUUACAGCCAUCUGUUCCCAGUGCUCCCCAAUGCAGGUCAUCACCACGCUCAAUGAACUCUACACUCGCUUUGACUACCAGUGUGGAGAGCUGGAUGUCUACAAGGUGGAGACAAUUGGAGAUGCAUAUUGUGUAGCUGGAGGCUUGCACAAAGAAAGUGAAACACAUGCUGUCCAAAUUGCCCUUAUGUCCUUGAAGAUGAUGGAGCUAUCAGAUGAAGUCAUGUCUCCACAUGGAGAACCUAUCAAGAUGCGUAUUGGCUUACAUUCUGGUUCUGUCUUUGCUGGAGUUGUUGGAGUGAAAAUGCCCCGUUACUGCCUCUUUGGAAACAACGUCACCCUGGCAAACAAAUUUGAGUCCUGCAGUGUUCCACGGAAGAUCAAUGUCAGUCCAACAACUUACAGAUUACUCAAGGGAUGCCCUGGGUUUGUGUUUACUCCUCGUUCAAGAGAAGAGCUGCCUCCCAACUUCCCCAAGGAAAUUCCUGGAAUUUGUCACUUCCUGGAUGCUUACAUACAAGGAUCAAAUCCAAAGGCAUACUGCCCAAAAAGAGAUAUUGAAGAUAGCAAUGCUAACUUUCUGGGCAAAGCAUCAGGCAUAGAUUAAAUUAUAUCUUCACCAGUUCUAUCAAUAUUUGGGAGUUUGAAUCCAAUGAGGAUGUAUGAAGCGUCAGAAAGCACUUUAGGAUUACUGAUGCCUGAAAGCCAGUAUUGCUGAUUCAGGAGCUAGGUCCCCUAAGACUUGUUAUUUGUCUUUUAAAUGGCAGAUUCUAUUUACCAAAAUAAUAUUUCAACUCUUCUCUUUUAAUAUUAUAUCUCUUGAGGUACCUUUUCUUUUCUGUGACAGAUCAUGUUAUAUAAGUCACUUCAAAUCAAUCUGUACUAAGAAGUCCAGACCCACUGUACAUAACAUCAGAAAAGUUGAAUGUAUUGUACCAAGAGACAGAUUUGCCUGCAGUACUGUUUCUUGCUUGAGUACCAAUCCUGUUUAAAAUGCAAUAUUCACAUUGUUUGUUGCUAAGAACAAAGUGACAAAAAGUUGUUGUCCCAAUUAUUAGUUUUUAAAACUCACUGCAUGUUAUUAUCUAAACUCUGACACUACCUGUGUGUUACUUGACCUCCUAAGGUUGUUGUGAGGUCAAAAUUUGAUAUUUGUAAAGCACUUCAGGAAAUGUAUUACAUGUUUUCAUUGUGACUGCCAAUAUAUAGCAAAAUAGGCCAAGUGUUUUUCUGUCAAGUCCUCCUAUUUUAAGAAAAUAAGAAAGUAUGGGUCACAUAUUAUAUAAUCACAAACUAGAUUCAAAGUAACACUGAAAUACUAUUUUUAGUUCAUGAAGCUUUUUUAAAAAAAACAUUUUUUCAUAGUAGCAUGUAUCAUAGCAAUAAAUGUUAUCUUCUUUUCAUGUAUUCUUCUUCAUGAUAAAAACUUUCCAUGACAUAGACAUAUGAACAAAGUGUUCAGGUGAACACAGGAUAUAAAUUUACAUUUAUUAGGGAUUGUAUUUUUUUUGGUAAUGUAAUACUCUUUAUUUGAUCACUAUAGUUUAAGCAGAAAUAAAAUAGGAUUGAAGGGAGAUAGAAACUUGAUCUGUUAUUUCAUUGAUAUGGAGAAUCCUCAGAAGAGAAGCUCCCUACUAGUAAAGAUUAGUGUCUUGUUUCCUACUUACAUUCUUAGAGAGUUUCCCAGAAUACUAAGUUAAGCAACUGGUCCAGAGUUACAUAGCCAGUACAUGUCAGAGGCCUAACUUGACCCCAGGUCUUUCUGGGUCUAAUGACAGCUCUCCAUCUACUAUACCAUUUAAUAUACCAUACUGCCACUUGGGGUUAAAUGGAACACCCAAAAAAGGGAACCCCCUAUGCAGUUAUACAAGAGAGCAGUGCAACUUGGUCCUGAGCAAGUAGAAACUAUCCAUUGGCUUUUUAAAUGAAUAAGUAUACCUGUAGGGAAAAGCUAAUCUAUAUGAGUAGGAGAUGUUGGAUUUGUUUCUUUUAUUCUGUUUUUUGUUUUUAAAGAGAACAUAUUGACCAAUUUAUGGACAUGUACAAGUAUUAAGAAAAGCAUGAAUUUGCUAUGCUCUUCAGUGCUUGGGCAGAUAUGGUAGAUGGUACCAAAGAAAAUGAUCAACUAUGUAAAUAUCUUAGCUUUUUAGAGAUGGCAAGUUCUUUGAGUCCAAUUCCUUCAUUUUACAGAUGAGGAUAUUCAAUUUUCUUUUUUAAGAAAGGAAGUUUGUCCAAAAUUACCUAGCUAACAAGAAGCAGAGCCAAGACUUGAACCUAGGUCUAUUUGACUCCUUGUCUAUCAUGUGGCAUGUGACACCUGACUUCACCACUCUGAUUUUUUUAAUUUCAAUGUUGGCGUUUCAAAUAACCAUCCUUGUUGCUACUUUGAAAACCUGACAGUGUGAUCAUCAUUUUAAAAAGAACAACACUCAAGCAAGAGCAUAAUGCAAAGGAUGAAUUUUAAAUCAAGUGACUUUUAACAGAAGGUUCUAAACUGGUUGGGACCCAGUCAAAAUAGUUCCAUGUGCAAGUUUUUAAAUAAUUCCAUAUUGACAGGAAGAUGAAAAAGUUACUCUUGAUUGGCCUGGUUUGUCUUCAUGGUAUCAUUUACUACUUUACUAUGACUUAUUCUUUUAGGUCAUGAACAGUACUGCCAGACACCUACUCUCUUACUUGGAAGUGCCUUUGGCACUAGAGGGGGAGGGGGCUUCAUUCUGUUGCAAUUUUGAUAUCAUAUAUUUUUAUUUUCUUAUUUUUAGUUUUCUUUCUCUUUUUAAACCAUAAAAGUAUAUUAUUAUUUUCCAGUUACAUGUAAAGAUAGUUUUCAACAUUUGUUUUCAUAUUUUU
Dromiciops gliroides (monito del monte) is the source of this 4936-nucleotide messenger RNA. It is a transcript of the gene GUCY1A1, whose product is annotated as guanylate cyclase 1 soluble subunit alpha 1. The record is from RefSeq and is a predicted model, not a curated record. Gene Ontology annotation, biological process: cGMP biosynthetic process; response to oxygen levels. NCBI's taxonomy places the organism in Eukaryota, Metazoa, Chordata, Mammalia, Microbiotheria, Microbiotheriidae. Gene Ontology annotation, cellular component: guanylate cyclase complex, soluble. Gene Ontology annotation, molecular function: heme binding; guanylate cyclase activity.